AUGGAUAUCCAAAAGGCGUAUGAUACGGUUGACUGGAAUGCUUUAGCUCAGAUUAUGCAAGAGAUGGGAAUACCUCAGAUGUUCAGGAUUUGGGUAAUGGAAUGUGUUACCACUACUUCGUAUCGGUUCAAUAUCAAUGGGAGUCCCUCAAAAAUCCUGGAAGCAAAAAGGGGAUUGAGACAGGGAGACCCCAUCUCCCCCCUCUUAUUUGUGCUGGUGAUGGAAUACCUUCAUAGGAUGUUCCAAAACUUGAAUAAUAAUCCAAACUUCAAUUUUCACCCAAAAUGUGAAAAAUUGAAGCUCGUUGACAUGUGUUUUGCUGAUGAUAUUGUGAUCUUUGCGAGAGGGGAUGUUGGUUCUCUACAACUUAUUAUGCAGGUGGUGGAUAAAUUCACAAACUCAACUGGCUUGCAAAUGAGCAUUCCUAAAAGCAAACUGUUUGUGGGAGGGGUAGAUGGCAUUACCAAAGAAAACUUGCAGCAAGCAACUGGAUUCUCUUUGGGGCAGCUCCCAGUCAAGUAUCUUGGAGUGCCGCUGAACAGUAGAAAGCUCACCAUCAACAAUUGCCAAGGGCUGCUAGAUAGAAUGACUGUUAGAAUUAACCAUUGGUGUAGCCGUCUUUUGUCGUAUGCAGGUAAAUUACAGUUGGUGAAAAGUGUGUUGUUUGCUAUAACCAAUUAUUGGAUGCAAAUAUUCCUCCUACCCAAGAAGAUCAUUAGGCACAUUGAAAGCAUGUGUAGAAGAUUCAUUUGGGCUGGAAAUGACGAGAAGAGUAAAAGAGCGCCGGUGGCAUGGGACCAUGUUUGUGAUUCGAUUGCAAAUGGUGGAAGGAACAUCAUAGCCUUAGGGGAAUGGAAUAAAGCCACCAUUGGCAAGCUUCUAUGGAGUUUGAGCGAGAAGAAGGAUAAAAUGUGGGUUAAAUGGAUGCAUAGUUACUACUUGAAGAAUGGAGGGAUGGAGGAAUACCAGCCCAACAACAACAGUUCAUGGUUAAUGAAGUCCAUAUGUAAACAUAAAUCUGAAUUGAUGUCUAAUGAUAUUUGGGUUGAAUUCCAGGCCAAUGAUAUGUAUAGCACUCGAAGAAUGUAUCAGCAUCUGCGUGGGGACAAGCCAAGAGUUGAAUGGAGGAGGUUAAUGUACAUAAACAUGGCUAGACCAAGGGCUGUUUUUACUCUUUGGCUGGUCUGUCAGGACAGAUUGCAAACCAAAGACAGAUUGAUGAGACACGAGACUUAUACUGAUGGGAAUUGUCUGUUUUGUAAUAUGCAGGAAAAUAGAGGCCAUUUAUUCUUUGAGUGUGCGAUCACAAAGAAGAUUUGGAAGGAGACUCUCAAUAGGCUUGGGCUGGAGUAUAUCCAUAUUGAUUGGAAUGAGCAUACUGCUUGGCAACAAGCUAAAGGGAAGGGCAACAAAAUGCGUAUUUUCAAAGCUGCGCUGGCUGAAACGGUUUACCACAUUUGGUGGGUGAGAAACAGGAUUUGUUUCCAACAGGGGAGGAAGGAAGAGCUUCAAAGCCAACAUAUUCAUGACAUACUUAUGGAUAAAUUUAGAAUGAAUAGAAAAUUGACAGCGUAUUGUAAUAGCCUUUAG
This is a messenger RNA of Lathyrus oleraceus (garden pea), 1590 nucleotides long. RefSeq lists its product as uncharacterized. Bases 1 to 1590 code for a protein of 529 amino acids. The record is from RefSeq and is a predicted model, not a curated record. The transcript has a single exon. Lineage: Eukaryota; Viridiplantae; Streptophyta; Magnoliopsida; Fabales; Fabaceae.